Molecule: messenger RNA, 1023 nt
Organism: Penicillium subrubescens
Lineage: Eukaryota; Fungi; Ascomycota; Eurotiomycetes; Eurotiales; Aspergillaceae
Exons: 2
Coding region: 1-1023 (340 amino acids)
Source: RefSeq, a predicted model, not a curated record
AUGCCAGAGCCAGCAGAGCCCGAGGUGGAAUCACCGGAGCCCGUGGAGUCCGAGGUUGAGGAGGUGCUCGAAGAACUCGCGCCGAGAGAGCCAGUGUCAGAUGUGCUACCCUCAGCACCACCUGUACCAGUUGCGCUCACUCCGGAUUCACCAGAGCCUUCACCAGAGUUUUCGCCAGAUGCCUCGCCAGAUGCCCCUCCAGAAACACCACCUGAAGCAGUUCCCGAACCAGAGGCACCAAGAGAGCCACUACCCGAAGCACCUAGGCCACCGGAAGUAGUGCCGCUGGCUCCACCAGAAACACCACCGGAUGCACCGCCGGACGAGCCACCAGAAAUACCGCCUGAAGCAGUGCCUGAUCCAGAUGCACCAAGAGAACUACUGCCCGAAGCACCCAGGCCACCCGAAGUGGUGCCACUGGCUCCUCCGGAAACACCACCGGAUGCGCCGCCUGAGGCGGUUCCUGAUCCCGAAGCACCAAGAGAACCAGUACUCGAAGCACCACCGGUAGUAGUGCCGCUAGAUCCUCCAGAAAUGCCACCGGAUGCGCCGCCAGAAGCACCGCCAGAAGCAGCUCCCGACCCCGAGGCACCAAGAGAGCCAGUACCCGAAGCGCCUAAACCACCUGAUGCGCCACCAGAAAUACCGCCGGAAGCGCUGCCUGAUCCCGAGGCACCACCAGUUGCACUAGCACCAACUGAACCAGUCCCGGUAGCGCCCAGGCCUGACGAUCCACUGCCGAAACCACCCCAUCCAAGUCCACCAAGUCCGCUCAGACCACCGCUGAGUCCAGCACUCGCAGACCCAGAUCCCGAGCCGGAAGCCGAAGCCUCGCCAGAGGCCUCGCCCGACGCCUCACCAGAAGAAUCAGCCGAGCCACUUCCAGAGGCACUGCCUUCGCCGAAGAUGGACGAGUCCAUCAAGGAACAGGCAGGGCUUGCGAGCCUCGAGGGUCUUGGUGACGGGCAUCGCGAGGGCAGUGCCCGCGAGCAUGAGAAUGACGGUAUUUUUCAUGUUGAUUGA